AUGAAUAUACAAACGGAAACCACAAAUUGCAGUCGUAGCCAGAACAACAGCAACAACAAUCAUCAUGCUGCCACAAAUACCAACAACAAACACAACAAUGAACAAAUCGCUGCCGCCAGCAGUUCAACGGGUCUAGCCAAUCGGCCAGAGGCCCGUAGUCCCUCGCCGGAUGGCACCCAAGAUUACGAUGUAACCCGUAUGAGAGAAGAAGACUUUGAACGUUUGGCCGUCUACAUUGUGCCCGAUGUCCAGUGUGAACGAGGCCUACCAAAUCGGGCCGAUAAAACCCUGCCACGCAGUUUAACACUCAAACCCUCGCUGGUAUUUUCAUCAGCUAAUGUAAAGACUGAAGGUGUUUGGAGCACCGGCGUCAUACCCAGAGGCACCCGUUUUGGUCCCUUUGAGGGUGUGCCAACACCACACUAUCCCAAUGAUCCCAAUACGGCGCGUUACUUUUGGAGGGUGCAGGGAACACGUCAUAUAACCUAUGGGAAUAUAAAGAUCUUCAAAGAUGAUGAUUUCUAUUAUUUAGACGGCUCAGAUCGUUCCCAGGCCAAUUGGAUGCGCUAUGUGGCCUCCGCCUACAGUCUGGACACCAUGAAUUUGGUGGCCUGCCAACAUCAGGAAAACAUCUACUUCUACACCACCCGCGAUAUAAUGCCCAACGAGGAGCUGAUGGUGUGGUAUUGUAAAGAUUUUGCCAAACGUCUGGGUUACGAUGUGGAUCCAGAGCGUACUUUGUUCGGAGCCUGCAAGGAGGCAAACGAGGACGAUGAGGAAGCAGAACCUGAGGAUGAAGCCGAGUAUCACAAAAAAUCACGCUCUUGCACACCAUCCUAUAGUAUGCCUGCUCCUGAAAUUCCACCAGAAAUUGCCUAUAAUCACAUAACCUAUGUUAUGGGUCUGCAUUUGCCACCACCGGCAGCGACAUCGACCACAAACCCAAUGCCAAAUGGUAGGCGGUCACGUUCGCCCACAUUGAGUCCUUCCCCGCCAGCCAAUCCCCAACAACAACAACAGCAACAAGCACAAAUUGCAACACACCCGCAUAUCCAACACAGCCAAGGAACGGCGGCAACGACCGCCCGUUCUCUUAUUCGCCACACCCACCAUCAAAGUGUUUUGCAUUUAAAACAAGAACCUGCCAGCGUGAUUGUUGCCGAUCACUGUGAAACAAAGGAACCCAUAUUGGUAGGUGGUGGCGGUUCACCACUUUCCUCCCACAAGGAGGCGCCCUAUGAACACCAGCUAACCCCCAAUGACGGCAGUGUGCGAUCGGUACGUUCCGAUGAGGGUUACCACAGCAAUGAAUAUCACGAGGAUCGCUUAACGCCAUCUGGUGGCGACGACAGUGAUAGCGAAAGUGAACACAACUAUGUAUUGGACUGCUCCAAGAAGGCAAUAGCUCCCAAAGAAACUGUGAUUGCCCAUUCGCAGAAGGCCAUGGUGGCCAGCAGUUCAAACACCACCGCCGGCAACACCAACAGUAGCACAGGCGCAGCCUCUGCCGCCAUUGUGGCCAAUUCCAUUGCCAUUGCCUCCAGCGGGGAGUGCGGCAAAAAUGAAUACCGCAAGUUCAAAGUUAAAAUGCCACUGAAAUACGAGUUUAAGAAUAGCAUCAAGACUGAGGCAAGCAAUGCCACCACCACCACCGCAGGUUCCACCACAACCAGCCUAAAUGAUCUACAAGCGGCCAGUUCCAGUGAAGAUGAAACCAUUCAAAGGCCCACUUGUACAUCAUCAACCCAACUGGAUGAACUGAUGGAUGCUGCCGAUUCAUGUCGCUCCAGUCGUCUCAUGGAAUCUCCAGCUACCACCACCACCAGCCAGCCAGCUUCCAGUACCGUCAUAGUCUUGGAAAAUAGUCAGAAACGCACAAUUGUCCCCUUGACCAAACCCUACUAUGAGGCCGAAUCCAGCUCACCACCACCACCAGGUGUGGCGGGUGGCCAGGGUGGCUACAUACGCUAUACCCCACCCUCGAGUAUUUUGGAAACCAUUUUAACGGGACAACAUCAACACCGCCUAGAAACAGCAGCAGCCGCGGCGGCAGCAGCUGCAGCAGCCGUUGCCUGUCAUCAGGCCAACUCGGCCACACCACCACCCUCCUCACCCACAGAAAUGGCUUAUUCCUAUAAGAAAUCCCAUCGUUAUGGCAACGCGGUGAGUCCCGAUUCCUCGUCAAAUAACAUGGCUGUUGGCUCGGCCAUCAGUGGGGAACAUUCCUCCAGUCAUGAAGUGGAAUCCGAUAUUCACAUGAAUUCCAAGAAGGAAUUGUGUUCCUCUCCUCCCGCAGCGGGACAUGCUCAACAUCAUGUACUAUUCUCACCACAUGGGGUACAUGCCGCCUAUGUCAACGAUGGUCAACAUACACCACCCUAUUCCACCUACUCGUCCUAUUCGAACAGCAGUUUAAAUGGCCAAACGGUGAGCGUUCUGCAUGCCCCGACCUCAACGUUCCAUUCACCACCACACAGUGCUCAAUCGCCUUUCGAUAGGCAAUCACAUUCCUCCAGUGGUUCGCAGCAGAAUCUGCACAUGCUCCAAGGCAGCAGCCAAAUGUUGAAUCAUCCCCUAAUGCAACCACUGACCCCACUACAACGUCUCUCCCCUCUAAGGAUUUCACCACCCAGUUGCCUAAGUCCCGAUGGUAAUUCAUGUCCACGAAGUGGCAGCCCCCUCAGUCCCAAUUCGUUAGCCUCUCGUGGCUACCGUUCCCUACCCUACCCCCUGAAAAAGAAAGAUGGUAAAAUGCACUACGAAUGCAAUGUCUGCUGCAAAACCUUCGGCCAGCUGAGCAACCUGAAGGUCCAUCUGCGCACCCAUUCCGGUGAACGGCCCUUCAAAUGCAAUGUCUGUACGAAAAGUUUCACCCAAUUGGCCCAUUUGCAGAAACAUCAUUUGGUCCAUACGGGUGAGAAACCACAUCAGUGUGAUAUCUGCAAGAAGCGGUUCUCAUCGACAUCGAAUUUGAAGACCCAUCUGCGGCUGCACAGUGGUCAGAAACCGUACGCGUGUGAUUUGUGUCCGCAGAAAUUUACACAGUUUGUUCAUUUGAAGUUGCACAAACGUCUGCACACCAACGAUCGGCCUUAUGUGUGUCAAGGUUGUGAUAAGAAGUACAUUAGUGCCUCAGGGCUGAGGACCCACUGGAAGACGACCAGUUGUAAGCCGAAUAAUUUGGAGGAGGAGUUGGCAAUGGCGGCGGCAGCUACCACCGAAUGUUUGGACAAUGAGCACCCUGAACCCGAUUCCCGUGAGGCCUUCGAACAAAUGCAACAACACAUGAAUGUGCCCCAUCUGAGGCACCUAAACGGUUCAACGGGUCAGGAACAUUUAAAUGGCCAACGUGUCUUAACGCAUCCACAGCAGCAACAUUUGGCCCAUAUGCAGAGUCAACAUGUCAGUAUGAUGCAUCCGCAUUUACCAGCACCACACAACGCCGGCAUGCUGCUGACGACAGCCAAUCAACAGCAAUCCCAGCCACAAUCCAUGCAUCAGGUGGUCCAUCAACAACAUUUACUACAACAGCAGCAACAACAACAAUCAUUAAAGGUUAAACCCCAAAUCCACAUGAUGCCCGGCUCGGGAGUACACGAUGGUAAUGGCCCAACUCAUGCUCAGGUUGCAGCAGCGGCGGCUGCCCAUGCUGCAGCGGCAGCUGCGGCUCAUGCUGCCGCUUCCGGUCAUUCAUUGGGACCAGCUCAAGAUAAUCGACCCUCAGUGAUAGAAUCCAGUCAACCCAUGAUUAUAGAAUUUUUUGAUUACAUUUGUAAAAUCUCAUUGAGGCGUGUGUUUGGUAUUAUUCCACAUUCCAUGUGUAAAUCAUUUGACAUCUCUGUUAGUUCAAUGAAUGGAGGGGAGGAAAAUGACAUUCUGGUGCUGUUGUCGUUGUUGUUGUCGUCAUUAUGCGGUGGUAGUAAAACCAUAGCUGACAUGGGAUUUUUCUGUAUGGUAGUUGUUGCUGCUCUUAAGACUGCUGUAAGCAACAACAACAACUUGAGUAGCAGCGGCAGCUAG
Messenger RNA from Musca vetustissima, 4020 nucleotides. RefSeq lists its product as uncharacterized. Gene Ontology annotation, biological process: cell fate commitment; regulation of transcription by RNA polymerase II. The transcript has 7 exons. Gene Ontology annotation, molecular function: RNA polymerase II cis-regulatory region sequence-specific DNA binding; histone deacetylase binding; DNA-binding transcription repressor activity, RNA polymerase II-specific. Gene Ontology annotation, cellular component: cytoplasm; nucleus. The record is from RefSeq and is a predicted model, not a curated record. The coding region runs from base 1 to 4020 and encodes 1339 amino acids. Lineage: Eukaryota; Metazoa; Arthropoda; Insecta; Diptera; Muscidae.